Molecule: messenger RNA, 4984 nt
Organism: Bactrocera oleae (olive fruit fly)
Lineage: Eukaryota; Metazoa; Arthropoda; Insecta; Diptera; Tephritidae
Gene: opa
Product: odd paired
Biological process (GO): positive regulation of transcription by RNA polymerase II; negative regulation of transcription by RNA polymerase II
Cellular component (GO): nucleus
Molecular function (GO): DNA-binding transcription factor activity, RNA polymerase II-specific; RNA polymerase II cis-regulatory region sequence-specific DNA binding
Source: RefSeq, a predicted model, not a curated record
GCACAGCGUCGACCACGACGACAACACACACGACACGAUACCACUCGGAAAGGUACGGUCGGCCGCAUGCUAGCAACUGUAAGCAGUGGCAUAGGCAAUUCCCAAUUGUACAGAUCACUAACGGAAACGAACGCAAACGCAUUUAGAAAUUAUUCGUGCGCACAGCUAAUAGACGGAUCAGCGGCUGGUAAUACGGAGCGCUGUUUAUGACGGUGUCGCGGACGGGUGUAUUAUUUAGUUAUUUUAAUAAAGUGAGAAUUUGUUUUGAAAUAUAUUACGAAAAUUAUUAUACAAUACUGAAAUAUUAAGAAAUCAAUGUGAAAAGUUGUAUAUUCGAUAUUAUAGAAAACAACAAAAAUGCGACGGUAAACGAACGCAGUGAUUUUUUAGUGAAGAGGAAAAAUGUGAACAAAAUUUACGGUUUAAAAAAAAAAAUUAUAAAAUAUACAAAAACAAAUUUAAUUAAAUUAAAAACAGUCAUUCUGAUGUUUAAGGUGUAUUUGUAUAUCAUAAUAUAUGCUUGAACAAAAGUGUUUGAAUGUUGAAAUUGGCAAAUAUUAAAUAAACUAAACAUAAAGAAGCUCAGCGUACUGGCUUACACGAAUCCACAACUGUUUGAGUAGCACACGUUUUCUUACAUCUUUACUCUACACAAAGCGUCCAAAAGCAGUGACGCAUUUACAAACUGAACUUUCGCGUUUUACUUUCAAUACUUUUUAAGCCGCCUUCAAAAUGAUGAUGAACGCUUUCAUCGACCCCACGCCCUCCCAGCAUCAUCUGGCUUCCUAUGGGCUGCGUAUGUCACCGACUACACCGACCAAUCAAACGGAUUUAUUGGGUGGCAGCGCACAACAACAACACGCACAGCAACAACAACAGCAACAACAACAGCAAGUGCAACAGCAGCAGCAACAACAAGCGCAACAGCAACAAUCACAACAACAACAACAACAGGCACAACAAUUGGAUACCAGCGGUUUGAUGUCCUCAGCUAUGUCGCUGGGCACCAGCGUCAGCGACAUGUCCUCGCCCGUAAGCGCAUCUGCCGCCAGCGCUGCCGCCUAUCAGAACAGCGGCUACAGCCACUUCAAUACACAACUCGGUUCGGCAUAUUCAUCACCGCGCGAUUUUCUACUUGGCCGCCGCACAGACAACGAUUACAUGUCCGGUGCGGCAACAACGCAACUGGUUGGCCAAAGUGCCGGCACCACCGCUGCAACGGCCGACUCAAUGCUAUUCCCCUCAUUUCCCGCCACACAUGCCCAGCAUCCCGAUUUGACCACAUCCUUUGGCAAUCACCCGUUCCAUGCGGCGGCACAUCAUCAUGCUGCGGCCGCGCAUCAUCAUCAACAUCAGAUGCGCAUGGGCAUGGCCGACUAUGCGCAUCCGUAUGCACAUCACGCACAACAUCAUACAAAUUUUCCGUCGGUACAUCAUCAUCAACAUCCCGCCAUGUCCAUGCAUCCAGCUGGUGCGGGCGCUUUUCUACGCUACAUGCGUCACCAGCCGUCGGCAGCGUCUGCGAUUAAGCAAGAGAUGCAAUGCCUUUGGGUCGAUCCGGAUCAACCGGGCGGUCCGAAUGGACGCAAGACAUGCAAUAAGAUCUUUCACACCAUGCACGAUAUUGUCACACAUCUAACGGUGGAGCAUGUCGGCGGACCCGAGUGCACAACGCAUGCUUGCUACUGGAUCGGUUGUUCGCGCAACGGUCGCCCCUUUAAAGCCAAAUACAAGUUGGUCAAUCAUAUACGCGUGCACACGGGUGAAAAACCGUUUGCCUGCCCGCAUCCCGGUUGCGGCAAAGUGUUUGCACGCAGCGAGAACCUCAAGAUACACAAGCGAACGCAUACCGGCGAAAAACCGUUCAAAUGCGAACACGAGGGCUGUGAUCGCCGUUUCGCCAACUCUUCGGAUCGCAAGAAACACUCGCAUGUGCACACAUCGGACAAACCCUACAAUUGUCGCAUCAAUGGCUGUGAUAAAUCUUAUACUCAUCCCUCAUCGCUGCGUAAACACAUGAAGGUGCAUGGCAAUAUCGAUGAGAAGUCUCCCUCACAUGGCUAUGAUAGCGACGGCGAUGAGUCCUCCUCGUCCAGCAUUGUAACUGGCGGUGCGCAAACACCACCGUCCGCACGCUUAAAUGUCGACAAUAAUAACGGCAUCGGUAAUAAGUCAUCACCGCACUCCAUCAAAUCGGAACCGAGCAAUCACAGUAUUGGCGGCAUGCAUGGCGUCAUACAUUUGGGUGCCUCGAGCGGUGGCAGUAGCUCUACGAGCAGCUCACAUUUACAUCAUUCACAUGCGCAUCACAAUACCGGCGGCGCUGGCAAUGGCAGCGGCGGGGGGGCGAACAACAAUAACAAUAACAACAAUCACUCAACCAAAUCGCCAGCGCUACAAUUGAUGGCAUCUACAGCAGCGGCAGCAUACUUAGCACCACCACUCGGACCACCCCCCUCAUUGACGGCAGCGGCAACACAUCAUCAUCAUCAUCAUCAGCAAGCGGCAUCGCCAGGCAGCAGUAAUGCGGCAGCCGCUUCAAUGCUUGUCACCGGUCAUCACAAUCAUCAUCUGCUCUAUCAUCCGGCGGCGCAACAUCAUCCGCCUAGCGAUUGGUAUCAUACAGCAACACCGCCGGCAACCGCUGAUGCAAUGAAUCCGUUAAAUCAUUUCGGUCAUCAUCAUCAUCAUCACCAUCUGAUGCAUCCGGGUGCUGCGACCGCCUAUUGAAAUUGGUGAGCUAUUCCAGAGAGAGGGUGAGCGUAAGCGCCGAAGAAGUUAAGGGCGAGAAGCACUUGUCUGUGUGUAGGCUGUCGCAUCAUGAAACUCACGUAUGUGCAUGUAUGUGUUAUGUUAUGUUGUGCUGUGCGGUAUUUGCGACUAUUGUUGUAGUUGCAAAUCGCAAAUAGACACAUCCAUACACACACGCAUACUUACAUAUGGGCAUUGUAAUUGUAUUAAACAAAACCAAUGUCGAGUGUUAAUAUUAGACACUGCAACCGAAAUUUUAACCUCUAUAUACGAGUAUUUACCUGUCGAGCUUUAUGUUUUAUGAUUGAAAAUUAGUGUUUUGACUUGAAAGUAUUUUCGUGGUUUGUUUUGUGAUUCAAGCAGACAGUUUUUUUUUUAACUUUAUUAUGUUCAGUUAGCGCUUUUAUUUAGUUAAUCAGUGAAAAUUACAUAGCAAAGGAAUAUACAUAUAUACAUGUACUGCUGAAAAAUUAAUAACUGACUCACUUAAGAGGGCAUACAUCGAAUUAUCUAAGUUAAAUGAAGUGGAAACUUUUACAAAACUUACAAAUAAAUAUAUAUAUCUCUUUAACCAAACUUCAAAUCAUUUUCUUAACUUUAUUAUUACCCUCCUACAAUUAUUUUUCAUAAAAUUUUUUUCAUGCAAUUUUUUAUUUAUUUUUUCUUGAACAAAAAUGCGAACCAUACUCAAAUUUUUAACGCCACUGUAGCAUAGUAGUUGGAUAAAUUCCUCUCAAAUACGUAAGAAAUAAAUUUCUGCCUUAAAAUGUACUUUCAACGCCGCUUCAAAAGUAAAUAAAAAAAUUUAGAAAUCAUCUGGCAAUAUUCUACAUACAUACAUACAUAUAUAAAAACAGAAAAUUUAAUAAAUCGGGUAAAACAAAAAAUGUGCAUACAUAUACAAAAAUAAAAAUGAAAUAAAUGUAAUACACGCUAAAGAAAAUAUAUAUAUGUAUAUACUAGUACUAUAAUAAAAAUCUAUUUAACACAAAACCAAAUGGUGCCUGCUGCUUCCAAUGACAAAAAUAACACAAUAUUUCUCAUUUAAAAACUGAACUAAAUAUAUAGAUAUUUGAAUUUUAUAUGAACUAAAAAUAUGCUUUAUUCAUGCCAUAGUUAUUUAAUUUUAUCGCAAGCGCAGCGCUAGCCCUUUCGCUUACCAAACCACAUAAUACAGUGCAAGUGCUUGCAUUUAGCCCAUUUACAUACAAACAAUACCUAACUACAUACAUAUUGCAUGUUUAACGCGUGAUUCUUCGACUUAGUACUUAGUUUUCGACUCAUUACCUCCACAACAACAAAGCGUAUAAAAUAAUAACAAAACAAAAAAAAAAGUUAUAUUAAUGAUUAAAACAUAAAACAUAUUAGUAUGUAAAAUUAAUUGACAAAUAAGUUCCAAAAAUUGUAGUAUUGUUGUAAAUAAUUUUAUAUGUAUGUAUGCAGGUGCAAAUGUAAAAAUAACAAAUAUAUUAACGAAAUUAGUUUAAAAGAAAUUGAAGAAAAUAUGAGCGAAGAUUGUCACAAAACUGUUACAAAUUUAAAAUUUAAUUACUAAGAUGUAAAAACUGCAAAAUAUUUACUUUUCAGUUUGAUUGAUUCUUGCAUUAAAUAUUAAAAAUUUAAGUUUGAUUAUUUACAAUAGUUCUGUACUCGUAUAAGUGUCAAAUAUAAGAAAUAUAGUAAAUAAUAUAUUGUAUUUUGUGUAUAAAUUAAAUUAUUUUAAAUUGUUUAUAGUAUUUGCAGUAAUUACGCUGUUUAACCACGCAUUUCUACUCAUACGCGCUCAUUUAUUUGAAAACACAUUCACACACUCAUAUACAUACAUACAUAUACACAUAUAAAUAUAUAUAAAUAAAUAGUAAAUUUAAACACGGUCCAAGAGUUAUAAUUAUUUAACAAGCAACACACAUAAACAGCUACUAUAUACACACAUACAUACAUACCAUAUGUGUGUAUAUGCAUACAUAUAUACAUUAACAUACUUUAUAUUGUAAAAAAAAUCACAUUAACACGUAAACAACACGAAUAUAUACACAAAUAGUGAAAAACAUAGCAAAAUAAAUGAGAGAAGUGUAAACUUGGUAAACUUAAACAUAUGCGAAAUACAAAAACAUAAAACCUAAAAAUAAAUUACUAAAAAUAAAAAUAAAAUAAAUAUGUUAGCUAUGAAUAAUUCUUGAAAAAUUAGAAAUUCAUUUAAUAAAUAAAUAAAUUAUUAAUUCCAAAUGCAACG